AUGAUUCAUUUCACACCUACAUCACGCUCUACCCACGUCUCUCCUCUUCUCCUUCUUUCCUUUCUCCUCUUCUCCUCAACUCUUCUUCUCUACUCGAACACACAUUCUCUUUUCACCUCCCCUCAUCCUUCACUUUCACCUCUUUCUAUUCAUUCCAUUCCAUUUUACCUCUCAUUCACACUCCAUUUUCUUUUUCUCCUCAAUUCUUUCCUUCUACUCAACUACUCAUCACAUCUUUCACAUAUCUCUUUCCACUUCACUCUUUUCAUCAUUCCAUUCACCCCUACUCUACUUCUUCACUCACUCCCUUUUCCUACUUCUUUCUCCUUUUUUUCUCCUACUCUUUUCAUCUUUUCACCCAACCAUUCCCUUCACAUUCUCUUUUUCCCAUCCACUCCACACUCUUUCAUCUUUUCAACUUUACAUCUUCACUUUUCCUCAUUUCUACCACUCUCAUCACUUCUUCUUUCUACUCCAUCUUUCAUCACCUCGAUCUACUCAACUACUCAUCCUCAUUCCCUUUUCCAUUCCUCCUCUCCUACUUCACUACCCACUUCCUACUCCCUCACUCCCUCACUUCCUUUCCUUUUCUCUACUCUACUCUACUACUAA
Molecule: messenger RNA, 612 nt
Organism: Zygotorulaspora mrakii
Lineage: Eukaryota; Fungi; Ascomycota; Saccharomycetes; Saccharomycetales; Saccharomycetaceae
Exons: 1
Coding region: 1-612 (203 amino acids)
Source: RefSeq, a predicted model, not a curated record